AAUUUACAGUUCAUCUUCAACAAAAUUAAUUAUUUUAAUAAUGAAUAUCGAUUCAGAUAAUAGUGAACCAGUUAAAAAAAGAACUAAAUCUAAUAAUAUAAAAAAUGAUUCAUUUUGUGUUUUAAAAGACAAAAAUUACAUAGAUAAAAAUUCAGAAUAUCAGGAAAAAGAAGAGUUAACAGAUAAUGAAGAUAAUGAAGAAAGUACAUUAUUAUCAAAUAAAAAUGAUGAUGAUGAUACUUUAUUUCCAUUUCCUCCAGAUUAUGAUGUUACAGAUAUGUUGGAAGGAAUAAAAUAUCAUGGAUUAUUUCCUACAAUUACAGAUCGAUAUUUUACUGCUUAUUAUAAAUUAAAUGUACAAAGUCCUGCAGAUGAUAUUUGUAUUUUAAUACAUAGUAAUCGUAUUUGUAUGCUUACUCUUGCUCCAAGUCAUACUAUUCUUCAAGGUGAUAAAUAUAUAACAAAAGUAAAUUUUAAAGUUAGUAAUAAACUAGAUAGAGUUUUGAAUAAAGUUUCUGGUAAAAGUAAACAUGGUGCUCAACCUUUACAAAUGAAUUCCAAUAUUUGUAUAAUUACUUGUUCAAAUGAAAAAACAUACAUUAUUAAAUGUUGUAUAAUUGGAAAAUUAGUAGAGGUAAAUGAAGCAUUAAUAGAAAAUCCUAAACUUUUAUUGGAACCUCCACAUAAAGGAGGCUACAUAGCUAUAAUAUUGCCAAAUAUAAAACUUUUAGACAAAAUAAAAGAAUCUUUGUUAACUCAGGAACAAUAUAAUUUGAAAAUAUUAGAACAAAAAGUUACUAUGAAUCAUUUGGAAAUAUCAAAAGUAUGUACAACAAAUACUUUAUUGAAUAAUGAUUUAAAAAUUAUAAAUAAGGAAACUCAAACACACUGUAAUAAAGACCAAAUUACUUUAUCUGAAGUAAGUUGAUUUAAUAAUAUAAAAACAUCAUAUUAUAAUUA
Apis florea (little honeybee) is the source of this 960-nucleotide messenger RNA. Its product is annotated as protein Abitram. Gene Ontology annotation, cellular component: filopodium tip; dendrite; lamellipodium. The record is from RefSeq and is a predicted model, not a curated record. Gene Ontology annotation, molecular function: actin monomer binding; actin filament binding. Gene Ontology annotation, biological process: regulation of filopodium assembly; dendrite morphogenesis; regulation of actin filament polymerization. NCBI's taxonomy places the organism in Eukaryota, Metazoa, Arthropoda, Insecta, Hymenoptera, Apidae.